AAAAAGCAAACAUGGCUCUGAUUACGGUAGCAUUAGCAUUCCUGGGUGUCAGGUCCAUAUCAGCACAAGUACUACAUAAAUCAAUAGUACCGAAAAUAAUAAAGCUAGGUUCAGAAGUUACUGUUUUCUGUGAUUCUGAUCUUGCCGGUGUCCCUGAAAAUGGCAGCCCUGAAGGCAUUUUUGCAUUGGAGCUGAGUUGGAAUGAAAAAUUCUUUUACGAGUUCAGUACCAAGUUUGGCACUGUGAGAACAAUUGGUGUAAACACUCACUGGCGAACUAGGGUUUCUGGACACUAUCCCAGGAACAGUCGUAAUCUUUUCCAUAGGGACAAAUUCAGGCUGGAAAUCGAUAUGAUAAAUAUCACCCCCGAUGACCAAGGCGAGUUUUGCUGCUCUAGCUACACCAGAAAGAACGGAGAAUUGCAAUCCCCCUCAAAACGUUGUGAGGACUUUAUAGUUUCACAUCACUCUAUAGUGGAAGCAAGCACAAUUGCACAAGAUCGAGAUUAUAAAAUAAUCCAAUGUACCCCUGAUCUCGCGGGAGUUCCAGAUACGGCAACAGAGGUAGACAGAGUGGAGUUGUUCUGGCAAAAUAAAGAUUUCGAUCCAAACUCCUAUUUUAAGUAUACUUUAAGAAUAUAUUGGUAUAACUAUCGGUACCCAGACGUAAAUCUAAUCAACCGUGCUCGAAAAGGUCACUGGCGCAUGAUCCCACAUUAUCGAAAAUUGAAGCCCAACAAGAGAUUGAGCAAAGAUGGAACAACGCUUGAUAUAGCAAUCUAUAAUCUAAGAGACCAAGACGUUGGCUGGUACUGUUGCAGUGUAAAUUACUUUGACAAAGAUGAUGUCAAUCGUUUAGCACACAGGUGUCAUUAUUUAUCAGAUUCACGUAUUCAAGUCGUAAAAUACUCCAGAAACGGGAGCUCAAUCAAGAGAGUUACCGAGAAUCUAAUCUUCGGAUUGCUGAUUUUUUCAUGGAUGCAGCAACACAUUUAUAGGGGUGAAUGAUUUUCUUGUUCCUUGCUUGAAUGCUACUAAACACAUGGAAGUCUUAUCUACUAGAGAUGUCUCAUAGUGUGUUAUAAGGAAUCCAUCAAAGCCGUAACCAUCAAAGCUUAAAAUUUCACUGGACACAAGAUCAUGCAAAUUAGCUGAAAACUAUCAACGCUACCGUAAAUAACAUCUUAAAAAAAACAUAAUAUUAGAUUAAAGCAUUAAAAUUUGUAAAUGCAAAUAAAUCAAGUUUUGAUUAACUUUAGUUACUAUCGUUAUUUAAGAUGUAAGA
This is a messenger RNA of Physella acuta, 1284 nucleotides long. RefSeq lists its product as uncharacterized. The record is from RefSeq and is a predicted model, not a curated record. Lineage: Eukaryota; Metazoa; Mollusca; Gastropoda; Physidae.